Parnassius apollo (apollo) is the source of this 3519-nucleotide messenger RNA. The record is from the annotation of a GenBank genome assembly. NCBI's taxonomy places the organism in Eukaryota, Metazoa, Arthropoda, Insecta, Lepidoptera, Papilionidae.
AUGAAAAAAAAGCGACUGGCUUGGGCUCGGCAACAUCGACAAAUGACAAUUGAGGACUGGAAUAAGGUGUGUUUCUCCGAUGAAUCAACUUUUGAAAUUUUACCCGACAAAAGUAGCUUCGUCAGACGGCGCCCAGGUGAAAAAUAUCACCCCGACUGUAUCGUGGAGAGGGUAAAACACCCUGUCAAAAUAAUGGUGUGGUCAGUCAUAAGUGCCAAGGGUGUUGGACGGCUCUACGUUGUCCAGGGGACCAUGAGACAACACCAAUAUAAAGAAGCGUUACGAAAUCGAUUGUUGCCAACACUCAGGGAGUGGUUCCCUGGUGUCCUAGAUCAAGACGAAUCAAAGAUGUCUAAGUUAUCCCUCAGUAAUGUGCCCUCAAAUCCUCGAAUAAAUCGUCUGAGAACAUUUUCAAGAACUGAAAGCGAGACAUCUUGCGAAGAAGCGGCGAGACUGACUGCGGAAGGCGCCGGUGAUGCUGACGAUGAUGAGGCCUACGACUAUGGGGAAUUGCCUCCGCCACCCGAUGGGGGCUACGGCUGGGUGGUCGUAUUCGCUUCCUUCAUGUGCAAUCUGGUUGUGGACGGCAUCGCAUAUACCUUUGGAAUAUUCCUUCCCGAGCUCGUUACGUACUUCGGCGAGGGGAAAGGCACGGUAGCGUGGGUCGGCAGUCUGCUGUCAGGAGUUUAUCUCGCCGCAGGUCCAGUGGUAUCAGCGCUAUGCAACAAAUACGGCUGUCGGGCUGUGUGCGUCGCCGGCUCCUUGAUAGCGACUGUCGCUUUCGCGCUGUCGACACUCAGCAAGAGCGUGACAAUGAUGAUGCUCACGUAUGGAUUAAUCGGAGGUAUAGGCUUCGGAAUGAUCUACCUUCCGUCUGUGGUAGCAGUAGGCUACUACUUCGAAACCCGUCGCUCCCUCGCCACGGGUAUAGCUGUAUGCGGAUCUGGAGUUGGAACGUUCAGCUUUGCGCCGCUGGCCGCCAUAUUGCUUAAAGAAUUCGGUUCGUGGCAGAACGCGAACCUUCUGCUCGCCGGUCUUAUAUUGAACUGUGCCGUAUUCGGUGCUCUAAUGCGGCCUUUGGUGUAUCCGAAAACAUCAGGCGAAAAGCCCUUAUUGCAGCGAAUGGCUGAAGAGAAAAGACUGCAAAUGGAAAGAGGCUCUAUAGGAGGUUCUUACUUCGUAGUGCAACUACCCGACGGCACUAUGGAGAAACGAUUAAAGGCACCCUUAAAUAUUGACCCAGGCGUGCACUCUUCUUUGAACCUGGAAGCGUUAGCGCGAGUGCCGACUGUUCCAAACAUGCCGGGUGUACCACCGGUUCCCACGCUGCCCACUAUUACCGAGGCGAAGGUCGUUGACGAUAAUGGUGAAAAGAAAAAGGCCGAGAACGGUUCAGCCGUGGCCGUCCAGCCGAUGUCGCGUAACGUAUCUUCCCCGGCGUUCAGCGCUCAAGCCCCGGGCUUACCCAAGAACGGCUCGGUGCCGUUCUUCGACCGCCAGAGGAAGCAUAGCACUGGCGAAAGAUUUAAACCGUCCCUAGCUGCUAUUAAAGCCACAUCCAAAACGUCUAUGAACAGCCAACAUAGAAACGCACCUGACGGCGACGCAGAAAGCGGUAUGUACAACUCGAAGCUGUCCGUAUCUGCGGCCAGGGAACCGUCGAGAAUUGUCCGUCCGAUGUCCCGGAAGGACAUCUUCUACUCGGGCUCCGUGCUCAACCUACCGCAAUACCAGAGCCAGAAAUCGCUACAGGGAUACAGGAACUCCGUUCUCAGCUUGCCCCAGAGCCGACAGGCUGGUGAUUUGGACAGACAGGAACAAUAUGACUUAUGUCCAUGUCUGACGCUGCCGGAAUCGUUCAAAUCGGUGCUGUCUUCUAUGUUAGAUGUCAGCUUGCUACGCGAUCCCGCUUUUAUGCUCAUCGGCCUCUCCAGCUUUUUCGGAAUGGCGGGCCUCUAUGUGCCUUUUGUUUACAUCGUCGAUGCGGCCUGCCUAAAUGGAGUGGAUCCUUCGCAAGCGUCGUUCCUGCUAUCUAUAAUCGGGAUCACGAACACGUUCGGUCGUAUCGCUUGCGGGGCUGUAGCCGACCUGCCUCGUGUUGAUGCGCUUCUGCUCAACAAUAUAUGCCUCGUUAUCGCCACGGUAUCGGUUGCCGUUACGCCGUUCUGUUACUCUUACGCUGCUUACAUAGCAGUUGCGGUUGCUUUCGGUAUAGCUAUCUCCGGCUACAUCUCCCUAACGUCUAUCAUCCUCGUGGAUCUCCUCGGGCUGGACAAACUGACGAACGCCUUCGGCCUGCUUAUCCUGUUCCGUGGAGCAGCCGCUAUAAUAGGGUCACCACUUGCCGGUGCUGUUUACGAUAUGACCAAAAACUACGAUGCCUCUUUCUAUAUGGCCGCUGGAUUCUUCUUGGCUUCCUCUGCCGCCUCUUUCGCUGCUCCCAUGUUCCGCAAGAAACAGGAAGAGGUCCAGCAGCCUAUGGACGUUCUGACCCCGAUCGACGAGGAUCUGGAAGAAGGAGAGGAUGAGGACCCGGAUGACACGCCCAUCACUAUGGGUGCUCGCAUCGGUCGCCCGCCUGCAAUCACACGUACCGCCGCUUCGCCCUCAGACCCGCCAAGCCCACCCAGCCCCGAGGAACAACCACAACGCGAAACUCUGUUAGAGGAUCUUCCAGAUUGUAGCGAAGAUUCUGAUGUAGGUGUUUCCGAUGAAGUCGAAAAAGAUCUUCAAGUACUCUUAUCGAGAGGCUUCAACGACUAUUUUGAGGAGGCUAUUGAGAGGGUCUUAGCUGAAAUUCCUCCAUCGCCGACAAAUGAAGAAGUGCCAUCAGGUUGUUCUGUUGAUCAGAAAGGCAAGGUAUUGAAUCUAAAAAAGGAGGAACUUUUAGCAUUUAUUGGUAUGAAUUUCUAUAUGGGCUACAAUACUCGACUGGCUUGGACAGACCAUUACCCUUCGGCAUCUGAUCUUAACAAUCCACCUAUAUGCAACACCAUGCCAAGAGACAGAUUUGCUAUGAUUUUAUCACAUCUACACUGCAACGAUAAUGCUCAAAUGCCUAAAAACUGCAAAGAUACGUUGUAUAAAAUAAGACCUAUUGUUGAUGCUGUCAAUAAAAAAUUUCAAGAGUGCUAUCAUGGGACCCGUGAAAUGAGCGUGGACGAAUCGAUGAUCAAAUUCAAGGACCAGAGGGGCUAUAUAAAAAAAAUCAAAUUUAGCAAGGGAAAGAUGAAAAAAAUGAGCGCAAAUUUUUCAAAAUAUAGCUUGGGAGAAAGAGUAGUUUUAGAAUUGACAGAACAAGAAUGGGGUAAAGAGAAAAUUGUCUAUUUUGAUAAUUUUUUUACAUCUGUUGCUUUACUUGAAAAGUUGAAAACUGAGAAUACCUACGCAUGUGAAACAGUCAGAAGUAAUAGAAAAGGACUGCCUCCAAAUACGCUCCCUGAUUCAAAAAUGAAAAGAGGGGAAAGUGAUUACAGAUUUUCAAACCUAGAUAUUGGAAAUGGAAAGAUAACAAAUUAG